AUGUCUACCUCCGCUGGUGUUAAUGUACUUCGGUACUCUGCUCUUGCCCUCGGUGUCUUCUACGGCUUCACCCACCAGAGGAAGAUCACGGCUACCCAGAAGGCUGAGGCCGACAAGCGCGAGUACCAGCGCAAGGAGGCUUUAAUAAACCAGGCCAAGUCCGAGUACGCUCGGAUUAAGAACCCUCCCGUUGCCUCCGCCGCCGAUGAGACCAUCCGCGAUCCCAUGGACCCUAAGUUUGAUCUCGAAGCCUACUUCCAGACCUUGAUGAAGGAGAACCCAUAA
Scedosporium apiospermum is the source of this 285-nucleotide messenger RNA. RefSeq lists its product as uncharacterized. Bases 1 to 285 code for a protein of 94 amino acids. Gene Ontology annotation, molecular function: proton transmembrane transporter activity. NCBI's taxonomy places the organism in Eukaryota, Fungi, Ascomycota, Sordariomycetes, Microascales, Microascaceae. Gene Ontology annotation, biological process: proton motive force-driven ATP synthesis. The transcript is spliced from 3 exons. The record is from RefSeq and is a predicted model, not a curated record.